Porites evermanni is the source of this 4447-nucleotide messenger RNA. The record is from the annotation of a GenBank genome assembly. NCBI's taxonomy places the organism in Eukaryota, Metazoa, Cnidaria, Anthozoa, Scleractinia, Poritidae.
CAGCCCUCUAAACUCACAUUGCAUGAAAAGUUCUUCACUCACCCUCCAUUGCUGCCGGGGGAACAGAUAGUUUCCCAGCAAGAUCAAGUGACCUGUGUUGACACCUUUAAUGAUGUUGCUGAAGGGAUUCUCCAUAUCACCACAUACAGGAUUAUCUUUGCUGGCUGUUAUGCCCAGGUAUUGAAAUAUUCUCAUAUAGUGUAAUGGAAACUUGGAUAGGUGGUAUACAGGCUGAACAAGUUUUUUGUUCAAUUAUUGAAAUAAAAAUAUAAGCAUAAAUUCACAUGAAUUAGUGUAAUUUUUUCAAUUUUUGUUGUAUGUAGUCCUAUUUAGAACAAGGAGAAUAUGAAUAUUUAGAAGCUGAACCCGAGGAAGUGGCAAGGCGAGGACAUUACUAUCAAACCCGUUCUAGAAAGACGUCUUUUGGUCCCCGUGCAAAAUUGCACAAUGCCAGGAGUUGUGAUGACGCAGAAACCAAGCAGAUGAAAAGGUAUACAAACUGCAUAUUUAUUCUGCAGCCCUGAAAAAACAAAAAAUGAAAGUAAGAAAAGGAGCAUACAGUAGAAAUUAUCCCGUUAAAUUGAACUCUAAAUGGAAACAACAAAAAAAUGAGUUAGUUGGGUUUCAAGUGAAUGGGGUCGAUUGCAAAAAUGAAAUUCAAUUUGCCAUGUUACAAAUUGAUAGUUACUGAUUUUUCUGCACUUCAGUGUAUGGUGCAGUGCGAAUUUAACUUAUUUCAUCAGAAAUGGUAACACGAUUAGGCAUUGUUUAUGGUAAAACUUGAUCAGUUCGUUUCACUAAUUAAAAUGAAUUAGAAAUUGAUGUAGUGUUGACCAACGUUAGUUUUAGUGUUUUUGCGGGUGUUAACCUCUCAGGGGAGGAUAACAUUGGGUGGUACAAAAUGAAUAAUAGUUAAUGGGAUGACAUCCGACCAGAGUAACAAGAAUAAGAAUUUGAUUUAUGAGGGUAAAUUUCAAUGAAUUUUUUAUCAAGCUUGAGUUAGGGGAGAAUUCAAGUCACCCGAGUUUGAGUUAACCAAGUGAAAAUUACUGAAGAGUGGGGUAAAAUCCAUGGGAAAUUAGACUUAAUUCGAGUUAGUGGGGAGUUUGAGUUAUUCAAGUUCGAGUUAUCGGGGUUCUACUCUACUUGUAAACCUGUUCUUGAGAAUGAUAUGCUAUAAUUGUAUUGUUUGUUGUACAUGUUUACUGGUCUAUGCAGAAACCAGUACAUUAAAGUUAUAAUUAAUUUAUUGAGUUUCUUAUAUGCACAUAGAAGGAGUAAAAUCUAAUGCCGUAAGGUCAUGUACAUAUUAAAGCCAUUACAUUUUCAUUUUUUCUAGUUUUGUGAGAGAAAUCAGAAAACUAUGAUCAGUUCACGAAAUAAUAUUUAAUAGGAAUAUGUUGCUUGUACAUUAAUUUGACCAAACUUAUUAUUGUUGUUGUUCUCAGUUACUUCUUCUUUUGCUUUAUGUACUUUUUUCCUCACAUUCCUUUGUUCAUUGAUGUUUCUGAGCUUUGUUGGUGCUCAAAAGUGCUUUGUACUGUUAGUCACUGCAUCCCUAAAGUGUGGAGAUAUUUGCACAAAACAAUCUAACUGCCAAAAAAAAAGCAAACAUUGAUGGGAAGCUGUCUCAAUUAAAAGCUUCCAGAAUUUCACAUACAUGCUAUUGUGGCCUUGUAUUUAGCAAAGUCCUUCAGAUCUAAUUCAAAUAUUUUUCCUUAUGUCUAAAGGUUAUCUGCACACAAUCUGUCCAAAAGAGUCAAAGGAGCCAGUGGAAUCGUUAGAGGGGUGAGACAUUCUCAGUCCAUGAUAAGAAAAACUCCCACAGUUGCUGCUCUUCCUGGUUUGGCUGAUCAGAGCCUGAAACUCCAAACUCUGAGACCCGUACAUAUUUUAUCAAACAUUGAACAUGUUGGUGAGUUUUUGUACUUGUAUUUACAGGUAGCUAUUGCUGGUUUGCAUGUGACCUCAGGACAGCUGUAUUGGUGGUCAAGAAAAAAAGCUUUUCUCCCUGCUGGAAGCUGACCUCUGAUGUAAGAUAUAUAUACCCUUACAGAGAUUUUGCCAGCUGGUCGGACAAUGCCCAAAAGUAGACUUCUCUGAUUGCCAUUAUUUAUAUUCAGAAGUCAGCCCCAGCAGAGGUGUGAAAGGAAAGAUUGAAGCAAACUUAAGUUCAUUCUGUUUCUCUCUUGCAGACCAUGAUUAUGAAAUUGUGGCAUCCAUUCCUUUAGCAAGUAUAUGUGAUGUAAAAAAGUUUUCCAGGAAGAACAUGCCUAAAGACAAGCAAAUGUUUUUAAUGGAUGGAUUUGAAGUCUUCUGUAGUAAUAUUCAGUCAUAUAGGGUAUGAAAAGCUAAUGUUUGAGCUCUCAGAAGCUGUGUAGUUAAUUUUGAAGUAAUUACACACAGGAUAACAAUUUGAGUUUCACCCCUUAAAUGUGUGUUGAAAAUCUUGUGAGUUUCCAACAUGUGCUUUGAAUGCCGGUAACAUUAAAGUCAAGAGCAGCUUUUAGCACUGUACAUACAUGAAGUAGAUGAUUGGCACAUAUCAUAACUAUUUUGAUAGUUUGUUUAUGGUAGAGAUUAAUAGGGAUAAUCUGACCAAUAGGACUGUGAAUUGUAAAUUAUUUAAACGUAUGAGUCUUUUACUGUGCUGAGUGAGAAUGUAAAGAAUUGUUUUGUUUUGUACAUGUUUAAGACCAAAGUCAAAGACUAUGUGAUUAAGAAACAGUUGUAAUAGUUGUAGUUCAUAUCAGUUCAUAAAUCAGGAAGUCCGCCCUCUGAUAUUACUUACUACUAUUUAGAAUACAGCGGAAAUCAUCUAAAAGCUCACCAGAGCUUGCUUGAUCUCCUGCCUUGUAAUAAUGUAAUACUGUAAAAUUCCGAAAAUAAGCCCCGGGGCUUAUAUUUUUCAAAGGCCCUUUUUGAGAAGCUUAUUUUUGGAGGGGCUUAUAUUCGGAGGGGCUUAUCUAUGGAGGGAAAUUUGCGUUUCAAAAUCGAUUGGGCUAGCCUUAUAGUUAGAAGUGAAUUUACCAUUUUUGCUUUGUUUUACUUUGUAUUUGAGGGCAAUUUAGCAAGUGCAAGUCCCCGGGGGGCUUAUAUUUGGAGGAGCUAAUUAACGGAAGGUUGUUUGCGUUACCAGUUCGGGGGGCUUAUAUUUGGAGGGGCUUGUACAUGGAGGGACUUAUUUUCGGAAUUUUAUGGUAGGUUAUGUUUAUGAAUGUAUGGUAAAUAAAGGCACUUCUUCUUCUUUGUUUCAGUUCUGUUUAGGUCUUCAGAGUACUAGUGAUGCUGAAACUGUAAUCAAAACUAUUCAUCUUCAUUCCAAAAGAGUAAGCCACAUAAUUUACAGAGCAGGGUAUCAUUAAUGAUGUGCAAAAAAAUAUAUUGGUUGAAUAAUGAAUAUUAGUUUGGAACCUCGUCGUCAUCAUCAAUGUCAUCAUCAUCAUCAUCAUAAUCAUUGUCUUGUCUCUGUCGUCAUUGCCGUUGUUGCUGUCGUCAUCAUCAUCAUUAUCGUUGUCAUCAUCACCAUCAUCAUCUUCAUUGUUGUUGUUGUUGUUGUUGUUGUUGUUGUUGUUGUCUUCAUCGUUAUCAUCAUCAUCAUCAUCAUCAUCAUCAUCAUCAUCAUACUUUGUGUUGUGUGUUUUAUCUUUCUUCUGUUUCAAGGCCAUCUCACUUGUCAGAAUUAAAUAUUUACCCAUAACAGGGCCCCUCUCAUAAGUUGCACAAGAUGCUACAAGCCUCCAGAAGUUGAAUCUGGAGGUGACAUGUACACUGUGCAUAAAAUGUAACUCAUGGUUCCUGAAUUUAUCUGGUUUUUUUUGCAGGGGUUUCCUAAGUUAUUUUCCUUUAUUCACAAGACUGCUAUUCUGCUGCCUAAGUCAUGCGAUAUUUUAGACAGGAGAGAUGCUCCUAACUUCUACGAUUUUAAAUGUAAGUAAAAUGGUCAGGCAAGGUGUUCUUGUUACAGAGUAUCUGAACAGGUAGUAUUGAAAUGACGAAAAUGUCAGAGAAAAUUAAACUAUUCAGAGAGUGAAGUUCUGAUCAAACUCAUUCAAUUAUUGCUUAUGAAAAGUUGAGCACUUUCUGAAAUCCAUUCCUUAAGUGAAAAUAGAAUAAUAUUGUAUGUUACACAUUGUUUUACUUUGCGGUAUCUGUUCAAGAUCUCUUUACUUAAUUAAUAAGGUUUUUGUGACAAUCCUAAUUAGCGCAGGCAGUAACUUCUUUUUAUGAGUUAGGGAUCAUGUAACACCAAGAUUGAGAGAUUGAUACAAAUCUUGAUUGAAAGCCCCCAUCAUUUCCUUUCAUGCACUACAGUUUCAUGUGUGAAUAAAUAGUCUUACAAAGGUUAUGGCAGAGUUACCUUUCAUCAUAAAUAAGUCAAUAUUGUGCUUGAUCCUUUGUAGCAGAAUGUGACAGAUUAAAGCUGUUUCACACAGACAACUGGAGG